UCUCCCCAUCGGCGCCUCCCCACGUCGCCUCCGCUUCUCCCCAUGCCUCUUCUCGACCUCCACUGCCUUUGCUGGUGCCAUCCCCGCCAUCGCAUGUCCUUUCACCACAUCUAGCAAAACUUGAUCAUCUGAUUGGAGGAGUUUUUUCGGAGAGAGGGCUUGAUCGGAGGAGUUCUUUGUGAUCAGAGGAGUUCUUUGUGAGUGUUUUGAGGUUUGGAGCCGAAAAGGCGAGAUUUCACUGCUUGUCUUGGGGUUCCGUUUGAUUCUUUGUCUGAGGGAUCUUGUAUUGUGAAGUAAAAAGGCAUGUUUAGUGGGUCAAGCACUUGAAAUCAACUAUUUCCGAGUGAGAAACUAUUUGGAGGUAUAACAUGUCUUCUUGGGAUGCCUACAUUAUUAAAUAUCAUCAUGGAGGGACACUAUUAAAAGAAGGACAUGUAAUCUAUGUUAAUGGGGCAGUAAAUGAGUUUGUUGUAGAUCCAGAUAAGCUAUGCUAUUGGGAUUUGCUAGGGGAUGUGAAGAAAAUAGGAUAUGAUAUUGAGAAGGAGGUGAACUUGUCAUUUAUAGAUGGUGAGGGGACAAUAAAUUCAAUCUGUGAUGAUCAAAGUUUGGUAGGUUUAGCCAAACAUCUAAGCAAACAAAGGAUUGUAGACAUUUAUGUUGAAACUACAAAGCUUAGGCACUGCAAGGAACUGCCAGGAGUUGUACUUUGUAAUAUUGGUGGUGAUGUGGAAAAGCAUGGUCAGAAGGUUAAUGAUAUUGAUAGUGAUUCCAGCACAGAUCAUGAUGAAAGGUUAGCAUCAGUCCCUUUUAUAGAUUACAAUUCAGACAAGGAUGAGGAAAUUGAAGAAGCCAGGGAUAAGGUUCUGAGAUAUGCUAAGAUGAAGAAGAAAUGCAUGGAAGAUAAUGAUGUUCAUGAUACUAAUGAGCAAGGAGAUGGGGGACAACACAAUAAUGCUGAAGAAGGUCCCAAUCUUGAUACGUAUAAUUUGGUAGACCCCCUUAUUGGCUGUGGGAAAGUUAUGGGCUAUGACAGUGACUAUUUUGUCUCAUCAGACCCAGGUAGCUAUGAAGAUACUAGUCAAGAGUCAGAUGCAGAUGAUGCCAAUAGACACAAGUCAAAAGACAUUUACUAUGACCCCAAUGCCCCACUAGAAGAUUUCUACCUGGAUCUAAGGUUUGAUGAUUUAAAAUUAUUUAAGCGUGAGCUAGUUGAUUUUUCAUUGAGGAAAGGGUUUGAAUUUCAAUAUUUAAAAAAUGAUGGAGUAAGGGUGAGGGUCAGAUGUGCUGCAAAAGGCUGCAAAUGGUUGAUUUUUUGCUCAUGGUGUAGUAGAAGAAAAAUGUAUGUUGUGAAAACUUAUGUUCGGGAACAUUCAUGUUUUGUUGGGACAUCGAAAAAUAAGAGGGUAACAGGGAGUGUGAUUGCAAGGAGAUAUUUUGAUGUAAUAAAUGGUAUGCCAUGCAUAAGGCCCAGACACUUAAGAGCUUUGUUAAGAAAAGAUCUGGGUGUGUUUAUAUCUACUAAGGUUUGCAGAAAUGCGAAGGCAAUGGUUCUGAAGAAAAUGGAAAAACAAUAUCAGGAUGAGUUCUUGGUAUUGAACAAUUAUAUUCUUGAGCUUAAAGAAGCUAAUCCCGGGAGCACAGUUUCUGCUGUGGCUGAAAGAAAAAAUGGAGUAGACUUGCCUGUGUUUCAAAAGAUCUACAUCUGCAUAUCAGCAAUUAAAGAGGGGUUUUCAGCUGGCUGUAGGAAAAUUGUUGGCCUUGAUGGGUGUUUCUUAAAGGGCUUAGUGAAGGGGCAGCUACUAGUGGCAGUGGGAAGGGAUGGGAACAACCAAAUGUUCCCUAUUGCUUGGGCUGUAGUUGAAAAAGAGACAACUGAGAGCUGGGAUUGGUUCAUACAACAUUUGCAAGCUGAUCUACAAAUAGGGGAUGGCCUUGGGUGGGCACUCAUUAGUGAUAUGCAAAAGGGGCUCAUCGAUGCAGUGAGAGACCUUUUGCCAUUAAUUGAGCAUAGGAUGUGUGCUAGGCACAUAUAUGCAAGGUGGGGCAAGAGGAACCCCGGGAAAGAAAUUCAGCUCCAAUUUUGGAAUACAGCUAGAUCUACAAAUAAGGUUGAGAUGUUGAUGCAUUUAGACAGGAUGAGAAAUUUAAAAGGAGGAACCAUUGCUGCAGAGGAUCUAUUAGAGAAUUGGCCCAUUGAAGGAUGGUGCCAAGCAUUUUUCAAUGAUGUGGUGAAGUGUGAAGUGAUAGACAAUAACAUGUGCGAAACCUUCAACGGUGUCCUGCUAGAAGCUAGACAUAAACCAAUUGUUAGUAUGCUUGAAGACAUUAGACAGUAUGUUAUGAGCAGGAUAGUUGUAAAAAGAGAUAAUGUUGUAAAAUGGAAGAGUUCUUGUGGGCCAAACAUAAUUGCAAAGAUUGAAAAAGAAAGAGCAAAAAGUGGAAAAUGGCAGGUGGAGUGGAAUGGGGGGGCAAGGCAUGAGGUAUUUUGGGACAACUUGGUGCUACAUGGGAGAGAAAGUUAUGUUGUUCAGCUAAGGACCUAUAAUUGCUCUUGCGGGAAAUGGGACAAGACUGGAAUCCCCUACCAGCAUGCACUUGCAGCACUUGCAUUCCAAGGUUCUGAUCCACUUGAUUAUAUAGCUGACUGGUUUAGGAAAGAUAUAUAUCUCAAAGCAUAUGAACAUCUUAUCAAUCCAUUGAGAGGCAAAUCAUUUUGGCCAACAAGUGCAGAGGGUCCAAUGCUUCCACCUAUGGUGAGGAGAAUGCCGGGAAGACCUGUUAAGAAGAGGAGAAGGGAACCGAUGGAACCCAAAAAUAGAAGCCAAACAAAACUUUCAGGACAAUGCAGGGUAAUGAGAUGUAGCAUUUGCAAUGUUCAAGGCCAUAACAAGGCUAGGUGCUCACAAAAGGCUAAUAUAGUUGAAAAUCCCCAGAUUGACUUGCAAGCUGAUACAGUUCCUCCAGGAAAUAAAGCCAAAUCAAGUGAGAAGAGAAAAAGCAUGGCAAAGAGUACAACUGCUUAUGGUCCUAUGAAUACCUUCAGAAGUUACAAUGGUCAUAUGAUUCUUGGGAGGGAAGUAACACAUGGAUCUUCAUUCAUUACUAGCAGUGAGUUGCAGGAAUUAAGAAAUAGAAGAUUAAGGCCAACAGGAGAACAGAACAUUGAAUCAAGGCAGCAAACCUCUUCAAUUGUGGGCAUCCCAGUCUUUUCAACACAGGAUAGCACAACAAAUGCUACAAUUGGACAAACUAAUGUAGAUGGAUGUUAAGAACUAGUUGUGUGAAAGACUUUUUGUGAGCUAGUGUUUUUAUUUUUUGGUUAUGUUCCAAACUUAAGUAACGAAUUAUUAGAACUCUGUUUUUGUGAAUAUCCCAUGCAAGGUUGGGUCUUGUUUUGUUAAAUGCAGGGUAUGAUG
Molecule: messenger RNA, 3416 nt
Organism: Dioscorea cayenensis subsp. rotundata (Guinea yam)
Lineage: Eukaryota; Viridiplantae; Streptophyta; Magnoliopsida; Dioscoreales; Dioscoreaceae
Exons: 8
Coding region: 369-3269 (966 amino acids)
Molecular function (GO): zinc ion binding
Source: RefSeq, a predicted model, not a curated record